UGGCGCUAAGAUGGCAGCCCUGCUGAGGCUGCUGCCUCUCCGGGCUCUCACAGAUACAUCCGCGGGACCAGCGAAACCGAAACACGACGCACCGGCUCAGCACAGGCGCCGCGCCGCGAUGGCCUGAGGAACAAGUCGAGGGGGGGGAGGAGAGAGAGAGACAGUCGGGAGAGAAUCGGUGGAGAAUCGGGAGAGAGUCGCAGCAGAGGAGCAUCGCUGCUGCUGCGCCAAUCCACGCUUAUCAGCACCAGCCGCGGCUUGGCUUAGUGACGGACGUGGACGUGGUUAAAAAAGGGGGCCGGAGGAACCGGUGCACCGGCGGUUCGAGCCCCGCGAUACCCCCACCACCACGAUGAUGUGUGCCGCAGCCGCAGCAGCCGCCGGCGGGGGGCCCGGGGUGCCCGGGGUCCUGCCCUCCCCGAGCGUCCGGCUGGGCAGCGGAGCGGCAGAGCCGUCCUGCCUGCUGGGGAUCCUCGGAUCCGGGAUGAUGGGCUCCGGCGGCCCGGGCGGCCCCGGAGGAGCCGGCUCGGACCGGAGGAACCGCUACCAGCUGCUGCUGUCAGGCCGAGCCCUGGCCGAGCGCUACCGCCGCAUCUACACCAGCGCCCUGAGCGAGCGGGAGACGGGGCUGCAUCAGGGCAGGGGAAAGAAAGCUUUGAGUAAGAAGAAGCUGAAAAGACGACAGAAGGUCAAGUCAAAAGUUAAAUCAAGAACAAAGGGCGACGGUCUAGAUGGAACCUUGUGCAUCCCGGACAUCAAACUGCACAGCAACCCGUCUGCGUUCAACGUGUACUGCAACGUGCGGCACUGUGUGCUGGACUGGCAGCAGCGCGAGGCCUCCCUGGCCCUGGCCUCCCGCAGCUCCGUGCAGAGCGGGGACUCGGACAGCGAGGAGGAGGAGGAGUACCGGGAACCGGCCGUCAAGCUGCCAAAGAUCAUUGGCAUCGGCCUGUGCGGGGUGUUUGAGCUGAUAAAGGAGACCCGGUUCUCUCACCCGCUGCUGUGCCUGCGGAGCCUGCAGGCUUUACUGGACAUGCUGCAGGGACAACAGCCCGAAGGCUUCCAGACGGAGCCGCCUGACGUGCUAGAAUCUCUUUUCCAGUUGCUGUUGGAGACGACGGUCCGGAGCACGGGCCCCAACGACCCGACGGGUCAGGCCAUCACGGCGCUGUCCUGCGCCUGCCUCUUCAGCCUGGUGGUGGCGUGGGGCGACACGGGCAAGAUCCUGCAGGCCGUGUCCGCCAUCCUCACCAACAACGGCAGCCACGCCUGCCAGACCAUACAGGUCCCCACCAUCCUGAACGCGCUGCAGAGGAGUGUGCAGGCCGUCCUGGUGGGAAAGAUCCAAAUCCAGGACUGGUUCGGGAACGGCAUCAAGCGCGCCGCUCUCAUGAACAAGUGGGUUCUGAAAGAGGUUUCCAUCGACGAAGACGAGCGGUGUCUCCUCCAGACCGACGGCUCCUUCCUCUACCUGCUCUGCAAGGACGGGCUGUACAAAGUCGGUUCUGGCUACAGCGGUACCGUCCGGGGCCAUGUGUACAACUCCACCUCCAGGAUCAGGAAUCGGAAGGACAAGAGGUCGUGGCUGGGCUUUGCUCAGGGGUAUCUGCUGUACCGGGACACGAGUAACCACAGCAUGUCUGCCAUCAAGAUCAACCCCGAGACCCUGGAGCACGAGGGAAUGGUCACCAUGCCAGGUCAACAUGCAGACGGACAGAACAUCAUCUUUACAGACGGGGAGUACAUCAACCAGAUCGCAGCCUGCAAAGAUGAUGGCUUCGUGGUGCAGAUCUACACCAUGAGUUCAGACCCAGCGUUGCAGCAGGAACUGCAGCUGAAGCUGGCCAGGAAAUGCCUGCAUGCUUGUGGCAUCUCUCUGUUCGACCUCGAGAAAGACUUGCACAUCAUCAGCACGGGCUUCGAUGAGGAGGCAGCGCUGCUCGGAGCCGGCAGGGAGUUUGCUCUGAUGAAAACCGCCUCAGGAAAGAUCUACUACACAGGAAAGUACCAGAGCCUGGGCAUAAAGCAGGGCGGCCCAUCGGCAGGGAAGUGGGUGGAGCUGCCCAUCACCAAGUCUCCCAAGAUCCUGCAGUUCUCGGUCGGCCACGACGGCUCCCACGCCCUCCUCGUAGCGGAGGAUGGGAGUGUGUUCUUCACCGGCUCCGCCAGCAAAGGAGAGGACGGGGAGUCGACUAAAAGUCGAAGGCAGCCCAAGCCGUACAAACCCAAGAAGAUGAUCAAAAUAGAGACCAAGACGGCCGUGUACACGGCCUGCAACAACGGCAGCAGCAGCAUCGUCACCAAGGACGGGGAGCUGUACAUGUUCGGCAAGGACGCCAUUUACAGCGACAGCACCUGCCAGGUGACGGACCUUAAGGGUCACUUUGUCACCCAGGUGGCCAUGGGUAAAGCUCACACGUGUGCCCUGACCAAGAACGGCGAGGUCUGGACGUUUGGCGUGAAUAACAAGGGCCAGUGUGGCCGAGACACGGGAGCCAUGAGCCAGGCAGGGAAAGCGUUCGGUGUGGAGAGCAUGGCCACGGCCAUGGACGAAGACCUGGAGGACGACCUGGAGGAGAAGGAGGAGAAGAGCAUGAUGUGCCAGCCGGGCAUGCACAAGUGGAAGCUGGACCAGUGCAUGGUCUGCACCGUGUGUGGAGACUGCACCGGCUACGGCCCCAGCUGCGUGAGCAGCGGACGACCCGACAGAGUUCCUGGAGGCAUCUGCGGCUGCGGCUCCGGAGAGUCGGGCUGCUCGGCGUGCGGCUGCUGCAAGACGUGCGCCCGCGAGCUGGACGGGCAGGAAGCCCGGCAGCGGGGCAUCUUCGGUGCUGUGAAGGAGAUGAUCCCGUUGGACCUGCUGCUAGCUGUGCCUGUCCCUCCCCUUCCAGGAGUGAACAUCGAGGAGCACAUUCAGAUCCGCCAGGAGGAGAAACGCCAGAGAAUCAACCGCCGGCAUAGGCUGGAGGAGGGAAGAGGCCCCCUUGUUUUCCCCGGCCCCAUUUUUAUGAACCAGCGUGAGCAGGCGCUAGCCAGAGUAAGACCCCUUCAGGCACUCAGGCAUAAACGGGACAAGCACAAAGAUGGCAGCAGCGAGCGCGGGGAGAAGGACGCCAGUAAAAUCACCACGUACCCGCCCGGAGCCGUCAGGUUCGACUGCGAGCUGCGGGCCGUGCAGGUCAGCUGCGGGUUCCACCACUCAGUGGUCCUGAUGGAGAACGGAGACGUCUACACGUUUGGUUACGGCCAGCAUGGGCAGCUCGGUCAUGGAGACGUCAACUCCAGGGGCUCGCCGACUCUGGUGCAGGCUCUUCCCGGUCCGAGUGUCCAGGUGACGGCCGGCAGCAACCACACCGUCGUCCUGCUCAUGGACGGACAGGUCUUCACCUUCGGCAGCUUCUCGAAGGGGCAGCUGGGUCGGCCCAUCCUGGACAUGCCGUACUGGAACGCCAAGCCGUCGCCGAUGCCCAACAUCGGGGCCAAGUACGGCCGAAAGGCCACGUGGAUCGGAGCCAGCGGGGACCAGACGUUCCUGCGGAUCGACGAGGCUCUCAUCAACUCCCACGUCCUCGCCACGUCGGAGAUCUUCGCCAGCAAGCACAUCAUCGGGCUGGUGCCGUCCUCCGUGUCCGAGCCGCCGCCCUUCAAAUGCCUGCUCAUCAACAAGAUGGACGGAAGCUGCAGGACCUUCAACGACUCGGAGCAGGAGGACCUGCAGGGCUUCGGCCUCUGCCUGGACCCCGUCUACGACGUCAUCUGGAGGUUCCUGCCGGCCACCAGGGAGAUGUGGUGCUACAACGCGGUGAUAGCCGACGCCAGGAUGCCGUCGGCCACCGACCUGCAGGCUCGCUGCAGCAUCCUCAGCCCCGAGCUGGCGCUGCCGUCAGGGUCACACGCCACCACCACGCGCUCGCACGGAGCGCUGCACAUCCUCGGCUGCCUGGACACGCUGGCGGCGAUGCAGGAGCUGAAGAUGGGAGUCACCAGCGCCGAGGAGGAAACACAGGCGGUGAUGAAGGUUUACUCCAAAGAGGACUACAGCGUGGUCAACCGGUUCGAAAGUCACGGCGGAGGCUGGGGCUACUCGGCCCACUCCGUGGAGGCAAUCCGGUUCUGUGCCGACGCUGAUAUCCUGCUGGGAGGUCUGGGCCUGUUCGGGGGCCGGGGGGAGUACACGGCCAAGAUCAAGCUUUUUGAGCUGGGACCUGACGGCGGCGACCACGAGACGGACGGAGACCUGCUGGCGGAGACGGAUGUUCUGGCCUACGACUGCGCUGCCAGGGAGAAAUACGCCAUGAUGUUUGAUGAGCCGGUGCUGCUGCAGCUGGGCUGGUGGUACGUGGCCUGGGCCCGCGUGUCUGGGCCCAGCAGCGACUGUGGCUCCCACGGACAGGCCACCAUCACCACCGAUGACGGGGUUGUGUUUCAGUUUAAAAGCUCUAAGAAGUCAAACAACGGUACGGAUGUUAACGCUGGACAAAUACCUCAGCUACUUUACAGGCUUCCUUCAAAUGAUGGCAACGCAUCUAAAGGGAAGCAGCAGACGAGUGAACCGGUCCACAUCCUGAAGCGCUCGUUUGCACGCACAGUCUCAGUGGAGUGUUUCGAGUCUCUGCUGAGCAUCCUCCACUGGAGCUGGACCACUCUGGUUCUGGGCGUGGAGGAGCUGCGAGGCCUCAAGGGUUUCCAGUACACGGCCACGCUGCUGGACCUGGAGAGGCUGCGCUUCGUCGGCACGUGCUGCCUCCGCCUGCUCCGGGUCUACAUCUGCGAGAUCUUCCCCAUCGCUGCCAGCACCAAGGCGGUGGUGGAGGAGUCCAGCAAGCUGGCGGAGUGCGUGGGGAAGACGCGCAGCCUGCUGAAGAAGAUCCUGUCGGAGGGGAUGGACAACUGCCUGACGAAGCUGGACAACGACCCGCAGGGCUACCUGUCCCAGCCGCUGACGCUGCUGGAGGCCGUGCUGCAGGAGUGCCACAACACCUUCACCGCCUGCUUCCACUCCUUCUACCCCACGCCGGCGCUGCAGUGGGCCUGUCUCUGCGACCUGCUCAACUGCCUGGACCAGGACAUUGCUGAGGCUAAUUUCCGGACGUCCAGCAGCCGCCUGCUGGCCGCGGUGAUGUCGGCGCUGUGCAACACCUCGGUCAAGCUGACGUCCAUCCUGCCCAUCGCCUACGACGGAGAAGUGCUGCUGCGCUCGCUGGUGAAGCAAGUCAGCACGGAGAACGACUCUGCUCUGGCUCACCGCUUCCCCCUGCUGGUGGCCCACAUGGAGAAACUCAGCCACACGGAGGAGAACCUGAUGGGCAUGACGAGUUUCCGGGAAGUCCUGGAGAAGAUGCUGGUGAUCGUGGUGCUGCCCGUGAGGAAGAGUCUGAGGAAGGAGGUGGAGCUUUUCUCUCCUCACCUGGUGUCCAACACCUGCGGCCUGCUGGCCUCCAUCGUGUCCGAGCUCACCGCCUCCGCCCUGGGCUCCGAGGUUGAUGGACUGAACUCUCUUCACUCGGUGAAAGCUUCUCCCAACCGCUUCACCAAGACGAGCCAGGGCCGCAGCUGGAACACGGGCAACGGCUCGCCGGACGCCAUCUGCCUGACGGUGGACAAGCCCGGCGUGGUGCUGGUGGGGGUGUGCGUGUACGGAGGGGGCGGCAUCCACGAGUACGAGCUGGAGGUGCUGGCCGACGACGCGCAGACGGAGCACCCUGGAGACUCGGCACAUUCUCACCGCUGGACGUCUCUGGAGCUGGUGAAGGGAACCUACAGCACCGACGACUCGCCCAGCGACAUCUCUGAGAUCCGGCUGGACAAAGCCGUGCCGCUCAAGGAAGGGGUGAAGUACGCGGUGAGACUCCGGAACUACGGCAGCCGGACGGCGAACGGAGACGGAGGGAUGACGACGGUGCAGUGCAGCGACGGCGUGUCCUUCACCUUCAGCACCUGCAGUCUGAGCAGCAACGGGACCAACCAGACCCGAGGACAGAUUCCUCAGAUCCUCUACUACAGGAGCGAGUACGACGGAGACCUGCAGUCCCAGCUGCUCAGCAAGGCCAACGAGGAGGACAAGAACUGCAGCAGAGCUCUGUCUGUGGUCAGUGCUGUGGUGCGAGCUGCCAAGGACCUGCUGCACCGCGCGUUUGCAGUCGAUGUGGACGACAUUCCCGAGCUGCUGAGCUCCUCCAGCCUGUUCUACAUGCUGCUGCCGCUGAUCCUGGCUUACAUCGGCCCCGUCGCCGCGUCUGUGCCCAAGGCUGCCGUCGAGGUGUUCGGACUGGUUCAGGAGCUGCUGCCGGCCGUUUCCGCCCUGAACCAGAAAUACGCCCCGCCCAGCUUCAACCCCAACCAAUCGACGGACAGCACGACGGGGAACCAGCCGGAGCAGGGCCUGUCCGCCUGCACCACCUCCAGCCACUACUCCGUCAUGGAGAGUGAUCACCCCUACAAGCAGGCCGGGGUCACCCAGUACCGGGUGUCGUUUCCCGACUGCGUCCGCUGGACCACCAUCGAGUUCGACCAGCAGUGUGGGACGGCGCAGCCGGAGGACGUGCUGCGGCUGCUCAUCCCCAGCCGCACGCUGCAGCUCUCCAACCUGGGGGGCAAACCGCUGGUGCACGACACCAUCAACACCUGGACCGAGCUCAAGAAGUUCUCCGGCUCCACCGGCUGGCCCACCACCGUCCUCGUGCUGCCGGGAAAUGAAGUUCUGUUUUCGCUGGAAACGGCAUCUGAUUACGUUAAAGAUGAAAAAGCUUGCUUCUACGGCUUUAAGUGCGUUGCCGUCGGAUACGAGUUCAACCCUGGUCCUGAUGAGGGAAUCAUCCAGCUGGAGAAGGAGCUGGCGUACCUGGGCAGCGUGUGUGCUGCCGCUCUGAUGAAGAAGGACCUGGCCCUCCCCAUCGGCAGUGAAUUGGAAGAAGAUCUUGAGAUCCUUGAAGAAGCUUCUCUUCAGGUGUGUAAGUCCCACUCGGGGAUCCUGGGGAAGGGUCUGGCCUUGUCCCACUCUCCCACCAUCCUGGAGGCUCUGGAGGGGAAUCUGCCGCUGCAUCUGCAGACCAAUGAGCACUCCUUUCUGGAGGAUUUCAUCACCUGUGUCCCCAACUCCAGUGGAGGCCGUCUGGCCAGGUGGCUGCAGCCGGACUCGUACGCAGAUCCUCAGAAGACGUCUCUGAUCCUGAACAAGGACGAUAUCCGCUGCGGCUGGCCGGCUACGGUGGUGGUUCAGACCAAAGACCAGUACGGAGACGUGGUGCACGUGCCCAACAUGAAGGUGGAGGUGAAGGCCGUCCCCGUCUCCCAGAAGAAGUCGGUGCAGCCAGAUAACGUGAAGAAGCUGCAGCGUCUGCCCGGCAGCUCCUCGCCGGCCUCCUCCGGCCUGGACCUGACCUUCGGAGGGCUGCCGGCCCCCAAGCUGGAGGCCACGUACGAGCCCAUGAUCGUGAAGGAGGCGCGCUACAUCGCCAUCACCAUGAUGAAGGCGUAUGAAAACUACUCCUUUGAGGAGCUGCGCUUCGCCUCCCCCACUCCUAAAAGGCCCAGCGAGAACAUGCUGAUCCGAGCAAACACAGACGGAACCUACAGCGCCAACUGGACCCCCGGAGCCGUCGGCCUCUACACCAUCCACGUCACCAUCGACGGCAUCGAGAUAGAUGCUGGUCUGGAGGUGGAGGUUAAAGACCCUCCCAAAGGUAUGAUCCCACCCGGGACCCAGAUGGUCAAACCCAAGGCCGAACCUCAACCUAGCAAGGUCCGCAAAUUUGUGUCCAAGGACAGCGCAGGCCUGCGUGUGCGUAGUCACCCCUCCCUGCAGAGCGAACAGAUAGGCAUAGUGCAUGCCAAUGGCACCAUCACUUUCAUUGACGAGAUCCACAAUGAUGAUGGUGUGUGGCUCAGGCUCAAUGAUGAGACAGUAAAGAAGUAUGUUCCCAGCAUGAAUGGUUACACAGAAGCCUGGUGCCUCUCUUUUAAUCAGCACCUGGGCAGGAACCUUCUGGUCCCGGCCGAUGAGGCCAGGGGCCAGUUGGAGGAGAGCGUAAAGGAGGUGAGCAGCUGCCCUUCCCACGAGGCGCCCGUUGGGGUGCAGAGCAGGGCAGGGCAGGGUGGCGGCCCAGGGCUUUAUAAGGUAGUGAAGACUGGCCCCUCUGGCCACAACAUCAGAAGCUGCCCAAACCUUAGGGGCAUCCCCAUUGGAAUGUUAGUACUUGGCAACAAGGUCAAGGCCGUAGGCGAGGUGGUCAACUCUGAGGGCUCCUGGGUUCAGCUGGAUAAGAACAGUGUAGUGGAGUUCUGUGAGAGCGAUGAAGGCGAGGCCUGGUCUUUGGCCAGAGACCGAGGUGGAAACCAGUACCUUCGCCACGACGACGAACAAGCGUUGCUUGAACACGGGAAUCAGACCCCCCCGCCGAGCCCCUUCUCUGUGCAAGCGUUCAACAGAGCGGCGACGUCUAACGGAGCGCAGGGCUUCGACUACGGCAUCUCCAACAACAAAGGUGACCGGCUGAGUGCCAUACUGAAUUCCAUUCAGUCUGGGCCCUUCCUCUCAGCAGCUCCCUCCUCCUCCUCCUCCAUAUUUGAGCAAGCCGCCCAACCUCCUCCUCCCUCCUCCUCCUCCUCCCUUGUCCACAGCCCAUUUGUGUUUGGACAAUCCCCCUCCCAAGUGUCUCAACCGCAGCCACAGCUUCUGAAUGGUUCAUCACGCAGCCUUGCUUCACGCGAGCGUGUGCGCAAAAGCAAUGUGUCCUUGGCUGGGCAUGGCGCUGCUCUCUCAUCUGUCGCUCUGAGGCCAAAGGGCGACCGGGGGAACCUGAUGUCCGGCGCCAGGCCGAUGUCUCCGGCCUCCAAGCAGCGGCAGGAGAACCGCUCGCCCAAGCUGGAGGGUCGGGGCAGCCGCUCGUCCAAGACGGGCGAGGGCGGGCUCUCGGCCAGCGAGGCGCUCAUCCUGCGCUCCGACACGGCCAAGCUGCGCUCCGACUCCCACAGCCGCUCCCACUCCCCCAACCACAACACGCUGCAGGCGCUGAAGGCCGACGGCAGGAACUCGGGGACGCGGGCCGAGUCCCCGAACCCCGGCUCUCGCUCUUCCUCCCCCAAGCAGAAGGCCGUGUCGUCCUCGGGCCGCUCCAGCCCCUCCAGCACCUCCUCCUCCUCCUCCCAGAACCACGACAAGAACCUGCCCCCUAAAGUCAGCCCUUCCUCCAAGGCCCAGCUGGAUCCGCCCAGAGAGAGGUCCAAGUCCGACUCCUACACCCUGGACCCGGACACCCUCAGGAAGAAGAAGGUUCCUCUCACCGAGCCCUUGAGGGGCCGCUCCACCUCCCCGAAGCCCAAGGUGUCUCCCAAAGACCCCAACAAGGGGACGAUGGGUAACGCCGAGAACCGGGUUCCUUCCCCUCACGUGACCCAGGAGAACCUGCACAGCGAGGUGGUGGAGGUCUGCACCUCCAGCGCGCUGCUCACCAACGACGACGCCAAUGACCCCAACGACCCCAACGACGAGAACCUGGACGGCCAAAACUCGGAGGAGGGCUCGUGCAAAGUGCACUUCAGCAUCGGCAAGGCCCCCGUCAAGGAGGAGCAGGAGAGCCGCUCCUCGCCCAAGGUCAGCCGCAAGGCGUCCAGCCGCCACGCCCGGCCCAAGAAGGAGAAGGCGGGGGGGCCUCUGUUCAAGGGCGAGGGCAGCGGCAGCAGCGGCGGUGGUGGCGCGUCGAGGGCGGCAGAGCCCGCCAAGCAGGCCAUGUCGCCCUCGGUGGCCGAGUGCGCCCGCGCCGUCUUCGCCGCCUUCCUGUGGCACGAGGGCAUCGUGCACGACGCCAUGGCCUGCUCCUCCUUCCUCAAGUUCAACCCGGACCUGACCAAGGAGCACGCGCCCAUCCGCAGCUCGCUGGGCGGCGCGCAGGGCGCCGAGGAGAAGGAGAGCAAGCUGAAGAACCGCCACUCGCUGGAGAUCUCCUCCGCGCUCAACAUGUUCAACAUCGCGCCGCACGGCCCGGACAUCUCCAAGAUGGGCAGCAUCAACAAGAACAAGGUGCUGUCCAUGCUGAAGGAGCCGCCGCUGCCGGAGAAGUGCGAGGACGGGAAGGCCGAGGGCGCCGGCGGCUCUGGCGGCGGCGGCUACGAGAUGACGUCCCACGUCUCCAUCAGGGCCAAGUCCAUCCUGCCGCUGACGCUGCAGCACCUGGUGGCCUUCUGGGAGGACAUCGCCAUGGCGACCAUCAAGGCCGCCACGCAGAACAUGAUCUUCCCCAGCCCCGGCUCCAGCGCCAUCCUGAAGAAGAAGGAGAACGAGAAGGACGGCAAGAAGGCCAAGAAGGAGAAGAAGAAGAGGGAGAAGGCGGAGGUUCGGCCCAGGGGGAACCUGUUCGGGGAGAUGGCCCAGCUGGCCAUGGGCGGGCCGGAGAAGGACACCAUCUGUGAGCUGUGCGGGGAGUCGCACCCGUACCCCGUCACCUACCACAUGAGGCAGGCACACCCAGGUUGCGGCCGCUACGCGGGGGGCCAGGGCUACAACAGCAUCGGCCACUUCUGCGGCGGUUGGGCCGGGAACUGCGGAGACGGCGGCAUCGGAGGCAGCACCUGGUACCUGGUGUGUGACCGCUGCCGGGAGAAAUACCUCAGAGAGAAGCAAACCGCCGCCCGGGAAAAGGUGAAGCAGUCGAGGAAGAAGCCCCUGCAGGUGAAGACGCCCCGGGCCCUCCCCACCAUGGAGGCCCACCAGGUGAUCCGGGCCAACGCGCUGUUCCUGCUGUCGCUCAGCAGCGCCGCCGAGCCCAGCAUGCUGUGCCACCACCCGCCCCGACCCCUGCACCCGCAGCUGCUGCCCAGCCUGAAGGAGGGCGUGUCGGACGACCUGCCCAACAAGAUGGGCUGUCUCUACCUGCAGACGCUGGCCAGGCAGCACACGGAGAACUUCGGGGGUUACCAGGACGACAACCUGUUCCAGGACGAGAUGCGGUACCUGCGGUCCACGUCGGUGCCGGCGCCGUACAUCUCCGUCACCCCCGACGCCUGCCCCAACGUGUUCGAGGAGCCGGAGAGCAACAUGAAGUCCAUGCCCCCCAGGUGGUCCUGCAGUCUGGAGACCAGCCCCAUCACGGACAGCGACACGGCCAAGCGCACCGUGUUCCAGCGGUCCUACUCCGUCGUGGCGUCCGAGUACGACAAGCAGCACUCGCCGUCCCCGGCGCGGGUCAAGGCCGUGCCGCGGCGCCGCGUCCACAGCGGAGACGCAGAAGUGGGCUCGUCGCUGCUGCGCCACCCGUCCCCGGAGCUGUCCCGGCUCAUCUCGGCCCACGGAUCCCUCAGCAAGGGCGAGAGGAACUUCCAGUGGCCCGUCCUGGCCUUCGUCAUCCAGCACCACGACCUGGAGGGGCUGGAGGUGGCCAUGAAGCACGCGCUGCGGAAGUCUGCCUGCCGGGUCUUCGCCAUGGAGGCUUUCAACUGGCUGCUCUGCAACGUGAUCCAGACCACCUGCCUGCACGACAUCCUCUGGCACUUCGUGGCGUCUCUCACCCCGUCGCCCUUCGAGUGCGAGGAGGACGAGGACGAAGACAACAAGGGGAACAAAGAGAUCGUGGAGCAGGAAAGAGACCUGGGCGUCUGUGAACAUCCUCUGUCGGACAUCGUGAUCGCGGGGGAGGCGGCUCACCCGCUCCCUCACACCUUCCACCGCCUCCUGCAGACCAUCUCCGACCUCAUGAUGUCACUUCCCAGCGGAUCCUCGCUGCAGCAGAUGGCGCUCAGGUGCUGGAGUCUGAAGUUCAAGCAGUCCGACCACCAGUUCCUCCACCAGAGCAACGUGUUCCAUCACAUCAACAACAUCCUGUCCAAGUCUGACGACGGCGACAGCGAGGAGAGUUUCAACAUCAGCGUCCAGUCGGGCUACGAGGCCAUGAGUCAGGAUCUGUGCCUGGUCACCUGCCUGAAGGACCUGACCAGCGUGGUGGACAUCAAGACGUCCAGCCGGCCCGCCAUGAUCGGCAGCCUGACGGACGGCUCCACGGAAACGUUCUGGGAGUCCGGGGACGAGGACAAGAACAAGACCAAGAGCAUCACCAUCAGCUGCGUGAAGGGCAUCAACGCCACCAAGGCCUCCGUGCACGUGGACAACUCCAGAGACAUCGGGAAUAAAGUGACGUCGGUGACGUUCCUGUGUGGAAAAGCGAUCGAAGAUCUCUGCCGGAUCAAACAGGUGGACCUGGACUCGCGCCACAUGGGCUGGGUGACGAGCGAACUCCCCGGAGGAGAUCACCACGUCAUCAAGGUGGAGCUGAAAGGGCCUGAGAACACGCUGAGGGUGCGACAGGUGAAGGUGCUGGGCUGGAAGGAGGGAGAGAGCAUCAAGAUCCCCGGACAGAUCUCCGCCAGCAUGGCCCAGCAGAAGAACUGUGAGGCCGAGACGCUGCGAGUCUUCCGCCUCAUCACGUCUCAGGUCUUUGGAAAACUGAUCUGUGGAGACGCCGAGCCAACUCCGGAGCAGGAGGAGAAGAACCUGCUCUCGUCGCCGGAGGGAGAGGACAAGGUCCCCUCCGACGCCGACCUCAAAGAGCACAUGGUGGGAAUCAUCUUCAGCAGGAGCAAACUGACCAACCUGCAGAAACAGGUGUGCGCUCACAUCGUGCAGGCCAUCCGCAUGGAGGCCACGCGCGUGCGGGAGGAGUGGGAGCACGCCAUCUCCAGCAAGGAGAACGCCAACUCGCAGCCCAGCGACGACGACGCGUCGUCGGACGCCUACUGCUUCGAGCUGCUGUCCAUGGUGCUGGCGCUGAGCGGCUCCAACGUGGGCCGCCAGUACCUGGCCCAGCAGCUCACGCUCAUGCAGGACCUGUUCUCCCUGCUGCACACGGCCUCGCCACGGGUCCAGCGCCAGGUGACGUCUCUGCUCCGGCGCGUCCUGCCCGAGGUGACGCCGGUGCGUCUCGCCAGCAUCAUCGGCGUGAAGGCGCUGCCGCCGGCCGACAUCAGCGACAUCAUCCACUCCACGGAGAAGGGCGACUGGAACCGGCUGGGCAUCCUGGACAUGUUCCUGGGCUGCAUCGCCAAGGCGCUGACCGUGCAGCUGAAGGCCAAAGGAACCACCAUCUCCGGGGCCGGCACGGCGGCCGGGAAGGGCGUUACCACGGUGACGCUGCCCAUGAUCUUCAACUCCAGCUACAUCCGGCGAGGCGAGAGCCACUGGUGGAUGAAGGGCUCCACGCCCCCCCAGAUCGCUGAGAUCAUCAUCAAGCUAGUGAAGGACAUGGCGGCGGGUCACCUGUCGGACGCCUGGUCCCGGGUCACCAAGAACGCCAUCGCCGAGACCAUCAUCGCCCUCACCAAGAUGGAGGAGGAGCACCGCUCCCCCGUACGCUGCAUCGCCACCACCCGGCUGUGGCUGGCACUGGCGUCGCUGUGCGUGCUGGACCAGGACCACGUGGACCGGCUCUCCUCCGGCCGCUGGAUGGGCAAAGACGGCCAGCAGAAGCAGAUGCCCAUGUGUGACAACCACGACGACGGGGAGACGGCAGCCAUCAUCCUCUGCAACAUGUGUGGAAACCUCUGCACCGACUGUGACCGCUUCCUGCAUCUGCACCGACGCACGCGCUCCCACCAGAGACAGGUGUUUAAGGAGGAGGAGGAAGCCAUCAAGGUGGACCUGCACGAGGGCUGUGGCAGAACCAAACUGUUCUGGCUCAUGGCGCUGGCCGACUCCAAGACCAUGAAGGCCAUGGUGGAGUUCAGGGAGCACACAGGGAAACCGGCGUCCAGCAGCUCGGACGCCUGCAGGUUCUGCGGUACCAGGAACGGGACGGAGCUGUCAGCGGUGGGCAGCGUCUGCUCGGACCCCGACUGCCAGGAAUACGCCAAGCUGGCCUGCAGCAAGACGCACCCGUGCGGCCAUCCCUGCGGGGGGGUGAAGAACGAGGACGCCUGCCUGCCCUGCCUGCACGGCUGCGACAAGAGCACGGGCUGCCUGAAGCAGGACGCCGACGACAUGUGUAUGAUCUGCUUCACCGAGGCGCUGUCGGCCGCCCCGGCCGUACAGCUGGACUGCACACACGUGUUUCACCUCCAGUGCACCCGCCGAGUCCUGGAGAACCGCUGGCUCGGGCCCCGGAUCACCUUCGGGUUCAUGCUGUGUCCCAUCUGCAAGAACAAGAUCAACCACUCGGUGAUCAAGGACCUGCUGGACCCCAUCAAGGAGCUGUACGAGGACGUGAGGAGGAAGGCCCUGAUGCGGCUGGAGUACGAGGGGCUGCACAAGAGCGAGGCCAUCACCACGCCGGGCGCUCGCUUCCACAACGACCCCGCCGGCUUCGCCAUGAACCGAUACGCCUACUACGUCUGCUACAAGUGCAAGAAGGCGUACUUCGGGGGGGAAGCUCGCUGCGACGCCGAGGCGGGACAGGGAGACGACUACGACCCCAGCGAGCUGAUCUGUGGAGCGUGUUCGGACGUGUCCAGGGCUCAGAUGUGCUCCAAACACGGGACGGACUUCCUGGAGUACAAGUGCCGGUACUGCUGCUCCGUGGCCGUGUUCUUCUGCUUCGGCACCACGCACUUCUGCAACGCCUGUCACGACGACUUCCAGAGGAUGACCAGCGUCCCCAAGGAGGAGCUGCCGCACUGUCCUGCAGGACCCAAAGGAAAGCAGCUGGAGGGCAGCGAGUGUCCGCUGCACGUGGUUCACCCUCCGACGGGCGAGGAGUUCGCCCUGGGCUGCGGCGUGUGCCGGAACGCCCACACCUUCUAACCCGGCGGGAGCCUUUUUACUGGGAACCAGUUUGGAUACUGUGAUGUUUCCGGCCGCCGCUGAGGCUCAGCGGACGAGCCGCCCCUCGCGCCGUGAAGUUCCCCCCCCCGGACGCCGGACCGGGUUUCCCGGGUUUCCCGGGGUUCCCGGGUUCCUGCUCUCCACCAGGGAGUCCUCAGGCCUCCCACCAUCCAUCAGCAUCCCAGGCCUCUGCUGCCGGCGCCAGCCGGAGCUUCUUAGGAUCCGGCGGGACCUGAAGGGAAAAAAGGGCAACUAAAAAAGAAAAGAAGAAGAAGAAGAAAAUAAAAAAAGAAAUUCCUUGUGACGUGUUUGCAUGCAGCCGGUGUAUCCCCUCGGCUUCUAUAGACGUUGCACCUCCCAAUCACCGAAGAGUAACAGUACAAGAUUAAAACAUUUGAAUUUGCUUAAAGGAAACUGUGGAUUUAAAAAAUAUAUAAGAAAAAUAAAAGGAACGGGCCGCGUUUUCAGCCUCCUAACUGAGAAUUUCAAAUAUUGUUGUAUGUAAACUUUUUUUUUUUUUUGUAAUCUUGUACAGUAUUCCCCGCUGUUAAAGUGCAUCGUGGGUCGACGGUCACAAGAGGACGAGUCGGUGGAUGAGACUGUUAAGAAAUAUUGCAUUUGGAAGGAAAUAGUGUAUGAUUUAUCUAAUCUUGUAUAUAAUGAUACUAUUCAAAAAAAAAAAAAACUAGCUGUAUUCCGAAGUUGCUCUCUUCACUUCAGUUUUUGUUUGAUAUUCUGGGUUUUUUUGUUUUGAGCCAGAACUUUUAAUGAAGUGCAAUACUGGGUGUGCCUCCUAUUUUGCAGCUGUUCAACCUCUGGAAUGUAUGUCAAAUAAAAGCCACUGUACAUUUUUAUACAGUAGACGGUCGUGA
Molecule: messenger RNA, 15615 nt
Organism: Cololabis saira (Pacific saury)
Lineage: Eukaryota; Metazoa; Chordata; Actinopteri; Beloniformes; Belonidae
Gene: mycbp2
Product: MYC binding protein 2
Exons: 84
Coding region: 353-14722 (4789 amino acids)
Cellular component (GO): nucleus
Source: RefSeq, a predicted model, not a curated record